Messenger RNA from Episyrphus balteatus (marmalade hoverfly), 7907 nucleotides. RefSeq lists its product as uncharacterized. Lineage: Eukaryota; Metazoa; Arthropoda; Insecta; Diptera; Syrphidae. The transcript is spliced from 13 exons. The record is from RefSeq and is a predicted model, not a curated record. Bases 158 to 7831 code for a protein of 2557 amino acids. Gene Ontology annotation, molecular function: protein binding.
UAUUUUUGGUAAAAAGCCGUCAAAGACCGAAAUAAAAAUUCGCGCGUUGGAAUUAUUUAUUCGCAUAAAAUAAUCCAAUAAUCAUUAUUAAAUUAUUUAUUAAAAUUAUCAAAAAAGUUUAUGUGUUUGUGUGCAAAUAAAGAGAAAUAAUAAAAUUAUGGAUCUAUUUGAACCUAAUUUAGUAACAAAAAAAGAAGUUCGGUUCGCCGAAGGUCUCGUUCAGGCAAUACCACUUCCCGAGGAGAAUUUCGGUGAUAUCUUUGGAGGAAUAAUAAAAUCUGGGCAAUGGGGAUGGUUAACCAAAGGUUCUCGUUUAUGCAUCACUUCCCUCCGAAGCGGACAAUCAAUAUCAAAAUAUGAUUUUGAUGCAAGUAAUGGGUUUGGUGUUUGCAUUAUUACGUGUGUAUCGGAAAUUCAAAUGCCCUACUUAAAGGAUACACUUAUCGCAAUUGGUAUCCAAUAUGCCGACAGCCCUGGAGGUCUGGUCGUCUUGUAUUCUGUUGAAGAAUCAACAGUAAUUUGUUGCAUUGAUUUGAAAUACAAAAUUACGUGUUGCAAGUUUAUCAGUCAUGAAGUUUCCCAGCAUACAAUUUUACAAAACAUGAAUGGUUGUUUGGCUGUUGGAACUGAUGGAGGAAGCGUGUUGUUGGUAGAUUUGAAUUUAAACAACGCCGAUAUUCCUGCUGCAAAAGAAGACGUUGGGAUUUCCCUUGUUCCUUGUCAUAUUGUUGAUUCUAGCAUGAGUUUGUUACAUCUUCAUAGGCAUUUUCAACAUUGCCAACAGGAAGGAGUUCAUUUUGGAAUUCAAUUAGAAGUGCUUGACAAUGCAGAGUUCAUUCAGUCUUUACUACCAAUCGAUCUUAUAUUAGGACUCGCCGUAGGCUUAGCAGAUGGACGUUUGGUAUUUUAUGAUCUUACAGAUAUGCAGGUAUUUUAUGUGGCACCUCCACAAGAACGAUCAUCACCGCUUGUUAAAAUAAGCUCCAUGGAGCCACCAGAUGAUCCACGCCCAUGUGUUUAUGUCUGGGCAUUCCAUGAAAACUAUCAAAAUUCUAUGGCUGUUAUGCAUUCUCUAAUGUAUGAAAAGCGAGUUGUUACCGAUGAAGGAUUUUGUUAUUUUGAAAAUUUUCAAGUAUCAAGUGUAAGAUUGCAGCUUCCAUUAAAUUGUCCCAAAAGUGUUCCAAUUGCAUGCCAAGCCAUUUCAAAAGCACCAUCGCAUGGAAACGAAGAAACAAUAUCUCUAUGUGCUAUAGUUUGGAAACAAGAACAAGAAACUCAAACCGAGGUAUUACUCUUCGACAUAAAUCAAUGGUACAAAGAGGAAAUGCCGUAUGUAGGUGAUUGGAGGGAGGAUCCCAGCUAUUUAGCUUCGUUUGUUCUACCGGGUUUGUCGUGUCUGGAUAUGUAUUUCAAUCCUAAUACGAUUUCACUCUUCAAUUCUAUUCAAAGACCAGAAGAACAUUUUUAUCCUAUAUCCCUAAGUUUUGAUUCAAUCGGACUUGGAGAAAAAAGCUGCUUACACUUGAAUUGGCCAGGUGUUCAAAACAGAGUUAUUGAUGUGUUAAGAUCCCAAGGAUCACUGGCGUUAUUAGAUCCCAAUCCAAUUUUCAUGGAAGUUUUAAAUGCACGUUUGCUUCCUCAAUUUUCUGGUCUUAACUACAAAGCUACCUUCUCAUUGAAAGCAAAAAGAGAAACUCUACUAUCAGUGGCAAUAGAAAAUAAUUGCAAUGGACUGCUGAAAGAAUGUGCAAAAAAUUGGUCAGAUGGAAGUCACCAAGGAACUUCUCUAAGUGAGGGCCUAUCGCUUUCUACUUUAACUGAUUGGCUAUGGGUGCGAGCGUCAUGUAUAAAAGAACGUUGUAACAAAUUGUGUAAAGUUUUAUUCGAUCAUUCCGGUUAUACAUUGGAUCAGAGAGAAAAACAAGAACUUUGCUACAUCUCUAAACAACUUCGAACUCUAGCCGAAGUUUCAAGUGAUAUAAUUGCAAAGUUUGGUGAAAAUAUCCCAUCGGAUGUUUUGAGUACAUUGGAAUCACAGGGCAAUUCUAUUCGCAUGGCCUCCGAUUACCAAGAAAUUCUAUUGUGGCUACUCAAUAUUGGAUUGCUGCCUGAGGCUUCUCGUUUAACAAGAAGUCUUGAAAAUGAAUUGAAUCUUGUGCCUUAUCCUUAUGAAUCGUUGCAUGGUUUCUAUGAGAAACGAAGAUUAGAAUUUAUGCGAUAUUCGUCGCGAAAAGCUCGAAGCUGUUAUUUACUAUUUAUUGACUCAUUUUUAGAGCACUCAUUUAAAGGAAACACAUUAAGAGAUAGCUGGCAGGAAAGUGGUGGUGAUGGAUUAUAUCCACCAACUUCGGUACAAGCUAUGCUCAGAAUAAUGCUCAUACCAGACGUUUCGUUUGAGAAUAAAUGUGCAUUGUUUUUGUAUUUUUUCCUCGAUCUUAAUAUGGCAAUCGAAGACAAGCGGUAUGAACCGAUCGUGCAGAAUUUUAUCAAAUUUCCAAGUGUAUUUAAGCUUUCAGCAUCGUUAAUUAAACAAAUUCAGGCGUUUUGGAAUCUGGAUCAUUGUCAUUUUCAGGCCGCUGUCGAUGAAUUCAUUUCGCCAUUCAACAAAGAUCACGUAUGCCCUCAGUGGCAAAUUGAAUUAUUCAUAGCAUCGCUUCUAGAUCAGAUCGAAUCAAAUCUAGCUCUAAGAGUGCUCGAAGCCAAAUCCUUGCCAAUAUCACCUCUCCUUCAAUUAAAUACUUAUUUAGCAAAUGACCUUAUAUCAGAAGCAUUUCAUUUCGCUCGAUCUGAAAAAGACGAAGAGCUUUUAAAGCUUUUCUUCAGUCGUUGUUUGCUAAUGAAAAAAUUCGGAGUAAUUCGCGAUUUAGCACUUACUGAGAGUGAAGGAAAAUUAGUGCAAUCUCUUUUGAAGAGUAGCAAAAAUCGCAGCGCUGAAGAUCUAAGCUUUGUCUAUCUGCUUCAAAAGUAUAAAUACAUUGAAGCUGUUGCUUAUCAGGAUGAAAUUUCGAAAGACAGGGAUAUUCAACGUGCAGUCGAUGAGUUAUCAAAAGGAAGAAAUAAUCAGACAGCGAUGGAUGUUGAUACUCCAUCUUUAAUUUUAUCUGCUUAUCACACUACAAUGACUCCGGUCACAAAGAACAUAUCGGAUGUGUAUCUGAAGAUAAAAAAACGAAUCAAAAACAAAGAAACUGAACAAAAUUCACCCUAUCCCCUAAGUUGUCAACUUAUCAAACAAAAUGCAACCGAUCUUCUUGGUGGUAUAUACCAUAGCUCUGCGUUAGGUACUCAUUUUGCUAGUCAUUACUGGGAUCAACAGAAGUCUGAAGGAAAUGCUCUGCAGCAAUCUACCAAUGCACCAUUUCUGAGAUGCCCGCAAAUUUCAUUAUCCUAUUCCGAAUAUAAUCCCAGGGAAGUUAUAUCAUAUCCGGAGCCAUUUAAACCAGCUCAAAAACGUCGUCUAGACAAUAGUCCGAUUGAUUCUGACAAAACAAGUAAAACUCGUGAAAAUCCCAAGAAACGUCGAAGAAUAUUAGGUCGAUAUGACUUCGAAUUAUCAACAUCUGAUAAUUUGCUAACCCAUUUCAAGAAUUCAUCAACAUACAAUCCUGAUGUUAGUAUUUUAACCAAGAUCAAUCAGAAAACACCAUCACGGGAUAAUUCAUUAUUCUUGGAAACUCCGUAUGUAAAAAAUACUCCAACAGAUAAUGCAAGUAGUCAAGUUCCUGAAAAAUUGAAUACCGCAUUGCCUGGAAUUCUUAAAGUUAGUCAACCAAAAACAUCAAUAGAUGAAACAGAUCGCAGUGUUAAAGCACCUUCAGAAGAACCAGAGAAAAAGAAAGAUUUUGAGGAAGAGAAAAUCAUACGUUUUGUUUUGCCAGUUGAUGAAUCAUUAGAGCAAAUCAAUGAACGGGAUCUAUCAGUGGAAAGCGAAGAAGUCUUGCAAGAGCCUUUGGAAAAAUCGCAACGUCCAUAUAGUGGACCAUCAACAAGAAAAUCGCUACGAUCAACAACUAGCUACAGUUUAAUUCCAAUGAGCAAAAACGAGCUCCAAGACAUUUUAGAUAAAGUCAAGAAUCAAGAGUCUAAAUUAGAGUCUACGAUAAAAACGACAAGUAGCCAAAUAGAAAAAAAUUCUUUGUUUACAAAAUCGCAGUCAAAUGAGGUAACUCAGAAAUUGUCUGAUAUCGCACAAUUCAAUGAGCCAAAGACAAGUGAAGAUUUUGGUUCUAAAUUUAAACAACAAGAACACCAAACUAAAACCAUGUUAAAUUACAGUUCUUGUACCCCAAUUAGUAGAAAUGAGCUACAAGAUAUUUUAGACAAAGUGAAAAAUGAGGCACCUAAAAACUUGUCUUCAGCAAAAACGACAAGUCUGUUUGAAAGUAGUUCUUCGGUAUCAAAAAUACAGUCUGACAUUUUACAAGUCACUGAGCCAAAAACAAACAUAGAUUUUGGAACAAAUAUUAUCCGUUCGAAAGAAGAAAAUACUUUUGCUUCAUUUAGCUUUACCAAUGCCUCAACCAAGAGAUUCGAAUCAGAAACAAUUUCAAUGGAUUUCACAACUGAUAAGUCUAAUACUAGGAAAUUUGAAAGUCUCUCAAAUUUGGACUCUAAUUCCAGCUCCACAAUAAAACCACCAAAAAGAGCACUUUCUCAGAGUUCUGACAGCAAUUCAAAUGAUUCGUCGAUUCAACGCAAUAGAAAACAGCUUAAAGGACGAGCAUCAAUUCACAAUUCUUCUGGCGAUGUUUCCGAAUAUAAAACUCCAACGGAACCUGCAGUCGAGAAAAUUACAACAACAAAGACUGUUUUUAGCACAGAUACCUUAAUCGAUUUCAAGCCUCACACGUCAUCUUCGAAAGUUUGUUCAACUGAAUCUAGGUUUAAUAAAGUGAUAAUGGAAACAGAAUCUAAACUGGAUUCAGAAAAAUCGCCUUCGAAAGUAACUUUUUCGGAACGAACCACUGUCAUUGGUGAACUCACAUAUUUGCCAACAAUGGAAGUAUCUCAAAAUUUACCAGAACCAUCAAGUGUAACUUUGCAACCGAGUGAAAAAGAACAAAUGCUAGACACUACUGUUGGAAUGACUUUGUAUGAUACAAUGGGUUUUGAAGAAAAUCUUCUUGAACCGCAACAAAAACAACAACCUGAGAGUGAGAAUUCCAGUAGUUUAGAUACUUAUGAUAACAUUGAAGCACAAGAAGAAGAAUCAACCAAUUCAGAACUAAAUUAUCUUGAUGGAAAAACAUCAGAAAAUGAAGAAGUUGUCGAUGAUGGUAGUGGUUCGUCUAUUAUUUUACUCUCAUCACGCAGUAGUUCACGAGCAAUUUCUAGAAAUCAAGAUUCAAAUGAUGUGGCACAAAGACACAUUUCAAUAGAUGAUGAUGAGAAUGAUUAUGAGGAAAAUUAUGAUGAUAGUGAUGAUGAUGACGGGAAUGAUAACAAUGAAGAAGAUGCUGAUGAAGAUGAAGACGAAAGCGUAGAAAUAAUAGAAAGUGAUGGCUCAGAAGAUCUUAGCAAUUCAUUUUCGAACAAGAUUCGUGAUGUUACUUCUACAAGUACGAGUUCUUCCUUAGCUAGUUUUGUAUUCAGUGAAAAUUCAUCACAUUCGGAUAGAUUGUUGCAAGAGACAAUGAAAGUUAAAAACAUAGAAGACUCAUCAAAUUCUCAAAGCUUAUCUGCAUCGACAAAAUAUAAAACACUUCACUCUGGCGAGAAAGAUGAUGUUGAACAACAAAAAGCCAGUGAUUGCAAAGACACGAGUGAAUCGGAAUUUAAACUGUCUGUUACUUCUGAAAGCAUUAAUGAAACUGAAAAUAAUGCUGUAAUUAUAGAAGAAGAACAAGUGGCACGAAAAACUUCUUCCUCUUGUGAUGUUGAAGUAGUAGAUCUAAUUGAAGAACCUGAGAGCACUGAACAAAAUUAUGCAAAUAAUGUAAUUAUUUUUGGAGAUCAACAAAAUAAGGUUACCGAAACUGAUAAUGAAGUUGCAGUGCAACUUGAAGAGCCUGUGGUUGAGAAUGUACAAAAACAAGCAGAAGACAGUACACACCAAAGUGAAAUUGCUGAACAAUCCAAUGUACAGAAUGAUGAAGAAAAUAUGGAAACGGAAGAUAUUGUUGUGCUUUACAAAGAAACACCUCAUGAAACAUUAGAUCAAAGUCAGUUAGAACCGAACGUUUCUGAAAUUGAAGAAUCACAAAAAGAAAAACCAGAAGUGCAAUCUAUUGAAGCAAAAUCGGAAGAAAAAGAGAAAAUUGAUAUUGUUAGUGUUGAAUCCAAAGAAGCAGAUAAGACUGAGGAUGUUUGUGAAUCUCAACUGCAACCAACUGAAGAAGUCAAAGAAUUAGAUGAACACAAGGAAAUUUGUGAAACUACAUCUACGGAUGAAAAAAUUGAAGAAAAAACAGUUUUAGCUGAAGAAAAUGAUGAUAAAUUGAAAAGCAAUGAAAUCCAAGAUGUCGAAAUUGCUAUGCCAAGUAAAGUUGUUGAAGUUGUAGAAGUAGUUGAAGCUGAAUCAACUGUGAACAUUGACAAAACAAUACAAAUCAAAGAUGUUGCAGAUGAUAAAAAGCAAAAACAACUAUCCGACGAAGUAGAAUUGACACCAAGACUUCGAUCACAAUCAUUUUCGAAAAAUUUAAGUAACGAAAAGGUUGUUGUAGCAUCUCCACGUACUCGAAGAAAUUCUCGAAGUGGAUCUAUGCCUCCUUUGAAAAAACCAACAGAAGUCGAAUCAAAUAUUAGCACUUCAAAUGUAGAUUCUGUAGAUGAAGAAAAUAAAAAGCAAUCGAAUGUAGACGUAGAACUCACUCCGAAGUUGCGAAAUAGAAGAUCAUCAUCGGUUUCGCAAAAUCUAACUACUGAAAUAGAUAUUACUGCAUCUCCGAGCACUCGAAGACUUUCUAGAGGUGGAUCUGUUCCUCCAUCAACUGCCAAUCAAAUCGUUACUAGAAGGAGAUCCUUGCUCUUAGAGACCUUAGAUGAGAAUUCCACACCUGAUUCUCCUUCAAGUCGAACUCGAUCGAAAAUACGUUCGGAUUCUAUCGAUGAUGUUGAAAGUUCAACAGUAUCCAAUGUAAAACGUUCUCGGCUGUCAUCUAUUUCAAGUAUAACUUCAAUUGAGCAACCACAAACUCCAAAAACUAGAAGGCGAAGUAGUAUGUCGGUCGAUAAAGAGGUGGUUAGUACACCAUCCAAAGCAGUUGGAACACCGAAAGCAAUUUUCUCCAAAGCUAUCAAUACUGAUGCUAUCAAUACUCCUAUUAAAACUCCACGAAGAUUGUCAGUUUCUAAAAAAGAGUCACCUUCGGAUGACACUAGUCCUACUACAAGCAAGUCAAGAGUUCAAAAAAGAGAAGAAAAAGACAGUUCAAAAAGUCCCCAAGAUGAACCAGAAAGUUCACAAAAUGAAGAUUAUACCUUAUCCAGACGUCUUACACGGACACAAUUAGCUGCUAUGGAGAGGAAUAAAGCUUUGUCGAAACAACUUGUCAUGUCACCAGUUAUCAAAAAAAGACGUGGAUCAAAUACAACAGACUUUGAUUCGCCACCAGAUGUUAAAGGAAGUGAUAAUGAAUCGACUUCUUCUCGAAUGAGCCAUAUUUCAACUGCUUCACGAAGAGUUACAAGAAGUUUGGCUUUAAAGGAAAAUAUCACAGACGAUAUGGUUAGCAUUGCCAGUUCAACAGAAAGCAGCAAACGAAAAAGGAAGAGAGUAAAAGAACAAAUUUCACCAAUAGCUGCACUUAAAGUUAUACCGGAGGAGGGUCCUUCAGGUUCGGAAGGAAGCGAGGCUAGCAACAAAAGAACAACUCGCCAUAAGAAAUAAAUGUUGAUAAAAUUAAACAUUUAUUACGUUAUACUUAUUUUACAAAUAGAAUAAAACAUUGUUGAAAAGCAAUCAA